Cryptococcus wingfieldii CBS 7118 is the source of this 1341-nucleotide messenger RNA. Its product is annotated as pleiotropic drug resistance protein. The transcript is spliced from 6 exons. Gene Ontology annotation, molecular function: phosphatidylinositol transfer activity. The record is from RefSeq and is a predicted model, not a curated record. NCBI's taxonomy places the organism in Eukaryota, Fungi, Basidiomycota, Tremellomycetes, Tremellales, Cryptococcaceae. Bases 1 to 1341 code for a protein of 446 amino acids.
AUGGCCUCCUUCUUCCGCUCCAAGGCCGCCUCCACCAAGACAGCGGACAGCUCCGCCUCCUCCAUCAAGUCCACCGACGCAAACAAGACACACGAGGUGAUCCUCGUCCCCGGCGAGGGCAGCACCGUCACUAAGAAGUGGGAGUAUGAUGAGCACCAGCUCGCACAGUACUCCAAGACCCUUCUCCUACCAGCCACCGACGACUACCACCCCUGGGAAGCACGUUUCCUCGCCGAUCCCGGAACGCAUCCCCGCUACAUGCGUGCGGCGAAAUGGAAGCUGUCAGACGCGAAAACGAGGAUCAAGGGGACGUUGGAGUGGAGACGGGAAUUCAAGCCCGAGUUGAUCGGCCCGGAGGACGUUGGUAUUGAGGCGGAGAGCGGGAAGAUUAUCAUCACAGGCUUCGACAAUGACGCCCGACCUAUCAUCUACAUGCGCCCCGGCCGAGAAAACACCGAAACCAGCCCCCGCCAGAUCAGGCAUCUCAUCUACAACCUUGAACGCGCACUCGACCUCAUGCCCCCUGGCCAAGAACAAGUAGCUAUCAUUGUCGACUACAAAUCAGCCACCUCCCAAUCCAACCCCUCCAUCGGCACUGCCCGCAAAGUGCUCAAUAUCCUGCAGAACCAUUACGUCGAGAGGCUCGGGAGGGGGUUGGUGGUGAAUAUGCCGUGGUGGAUCAAUGCCUUCUUUUCGGGUAUCUCGCCUUUCAUGGACCCCAUCACUAGGGAUAAGAUUAGGUUCAACCCCAAGUUGACAGAGCUCGUACCCCCUGCUCAGUUGGAUGCCGAGUUUGGUGGAGACUACAAAUUUGAAUACGACUUCAAGCACUACUGGAAAACCCUCACAGAAUUCUGCCACAUCUCCCCCGACGGUACGCGCUACAACGACCAAAAGGAAACAAUUAUCCCUCCCUCCGGCAACGGCAUCAAAGCCGCCCUCGAGGGCUACGUCCCCCGCCAAGGCGCCGUCGUCUCUGGCGAUAUCGUCAAAGCCUCCUCCUCCGGGUCCGCCGCCGCCGCCGCUGGGGGCGUGAGGAACGCCCAAGAUACAGCUGCAGGCGGCCACGGUACCGCCGUCUCUUCCGGCGCUGCGCCCCAUGGCGUCACGUCGGAAGAAGCUGAAGUUGAGGAUCAGACGGAUGCGCAAAAACUUGCUGCUGAGCAUGGGACCUCCACCCACACUGGAGCAGCAGGAGAAGGGGCAGGGGCAGGGCUGGAGAAGGAUAUGGAGAAGCUUGCGGUGGAGACGGCGCCGGGAGAGCCGGUAGGUCGGGAAGAAGCUGCUUUCGACCACAAGUCUAGUGAGAAGGAGAUCAAGGAGACGCUAGCUCAGGCUUAG